AUGAUUUAUGGGCUCCAGUUGCCUGUAUUCUGUGUGCUGAUAGCAUCUGUGGGGGGCCAGGACAGCCAUGGGGCUGGGGUGGUGGAGGGCUCCUGCAGGCUUGUUUGUGAUCCACUCCCCUCCCUGGCAAGUGGCCAUGCAUUAGGGGUACACGGGCUGGUCAUACCCCUCUCAUCUAAAGGGAGUAAGGGGAUUCCAGGCAUUGCAGGGCCUCCAGGAAAGGCUGGGCCACCUGGUCCCCCAGGACCUCGAGGACAGGCCUCCUCUACACGGAGUCCAGUGGCCUUUUAUGUGGCACUCAAGGAGGAAUUCUCCACAGAUGAAAUACUAAAGUUUACAGAUGUGGUGACUAACUUGGGUCAGGCAUAUGAGCCCUCCAGUGGUAAGUUUACCUGUCCAACGACUGGUGUCUAUUUCUUCAGCUUCCAUAUAGUGAAGACUGGCCGAAGGCUGUGGGCUGACCUUAUGGUGAAUAAGGAGGUUGUGGCCAGUGCUACAGCCUUGGAUGUGAUGCACACAGACACAGCAGCCAACAGUGCAGUGCUGAAGCUGAAGACGGGGGACCAGGUUUAUGUUAAACUGGAUGGGAGUGACAAAACCCUGCAGGACACCAAUAACAGAUACAGCACCUUUUCAGGCUACCUGGUGAAUGAGAACUGA
Molecule: messenger RNA, 660 nt
Organism: Megalops cyprinoides (Indo-Pacific tarpon)
Lineage: Eukaryota; Metazoa; Chordata; Actinopteri; Elopiformes; Megalopidae
Gene: c1ql1
Exons: 2
Coding region: 1-660 (219 amino acids)
Molecular function (GO): protein binding
Source: RefSeq, a predicted model, not a curated record